This is a messenger RNA of Lithohypha guttulata, 795 nucleotides long. RefSeq lists its product as uncharacterized. The record is from RefSeq and is a predicted model, not a curated record. The transcript has a single exon. The coding region runs from base 1 to 795 and encodes 264 amino acids. Gene Ontology annotation, cellular component: cytoplasm. NCBI's taxonomy places the organism in Eukaryota, Fungi, Ascomycota, Eurotiomycetes, Chaetothyriales, Trichomeriaceae. Gene Ontology annotation, molecular function: phosphatase activity.
AUGUCCCCAACUGUCAUCUGCGUUCGACAUGCUCAAGGUUUCCACAACCUUGGAGCCGAGUUUCACUCUCUACCAGAUCCAAAGUUAACCGAACUGGGUGAAGCACAGUGUGCCACCCUCAGGAAUAGCGACUUGAUAGACCAGACGAAGAUCUCUCUAGUGACCGCCUCUCCUCUAACACGAACUAUCGCAACUGCAUACCUUUCAUUCGAGCCUGCUUUAAAAGAAGGCAAGUGCAAACGUGCCAUCGUUGCCUUGCCUGAUGCUCAAGAGACAUCGGACUUUCCGUGUGACACUGGUUCGGACCUUGAUGUACUACGAGCAAGAUGUGAAGAAGAGAAAUGGCCUGUCGACCUAUCACGACUGGGUCAAGAUUGGAACGUGAAGACAAUGGAAAGCAGAUAUUCUCCCGCAGGUGCUGCCGUAAAACUUCGAGCACAAGCUGCACGCAAUCAGGUGCGAGAGUUGCUCAAGGAGCUGGUGGAUGCUGGCGAUGAGGAUGCUCAAGUGGUUCUUGUGACGCAUGGAGGAUAUCUGCACUACUUUACAGAUGACUGGGAGGAUUGCAACAAGUAUUACGGUACUGGCUGGCUCAAUACCGAAACAAGAGCAUACACGUAUCUUGCAGGUGUAGAUAGCACUGACGAGGAUGCAGCACUCGUUGAAACACUUGAGAGUCGCGCCCGGCGGGGAAAGGAGAACUCAACGCUUACUGAAGAAGAGCAGAAAGAACUCUGCCAUACUGGUCAUCUGGCUUGGGAAGAUCAGGGUUUAGGAAAUGCCUUGAAGAUAUAA